AUGCUACGCCUCAAAUAUCAAUACAAGGCUCAAGAAGGCCACGGGGAAUUUUUCACGUUCCAAGCUGUGAGACCUUGCUCCCCUGGCCCUCUUCUACGGGACGCUCGAGCUAAGAUCGCCUCGAAUCUGGGCUCGAUCUUCGGUUAUGCAGCACUGAACCUAGCGCCCUUGGGUCCCUGGAUCAGGCUCGGCUGGCCGAGCAGCACUGGUACCGGCGAAUGUAUUGAUUUGGCUUCGCAAUACGCUCUCGAAACCGUGGUGGCGUUUCAGCAUGGCCAUUCUGACCUCAGUCUGGCUCGUGCGAGCAAGAUCGGCUCGACAGCGCUUCGAAGUCUGCAGUCCAGCAUUGAGUUAUGUCAGCAGGAUGAAGAUAAACAAGCUCUUAUUCUGGCGGUGAUGCUGCAUUUUGCUGCAGAAAACUUCGCGGGCAUUGCUACAUGGCGGUACAUACCGCACUUACAAGGGAUCUGCUUUCUGCUGAAGGCCUACUUCGAAGAUCAGCCAGAGGAUCGAGUUGUUCAGGAGGCUGUGAGCUUGAUAUGCGAUCACGAGAUCACAGCAGCGUUACACUUCGGCCAACCCUCGCAACUCGAGGCCUUUUCCAACCCGCAGUAUUCUCUCGAUGAGCCACCUCCAAUCGAUGUCGCCACGCUCAUCGUCAACGACCUCCUGAUCCGAAUCCCACGCACUAUAUGCGCCCUCAGAGCCUGCCUGCAGGACCAAGACGACAUCCAAAAGAUGUCUGAAGCAUGCACCCUGGCCAAAGCCCUCUACCAUUCGGCGAACGCCAGCUGGGUCCAAAAGACAGUUACAGCAACGAGCCGGCCUUCUUCACCCCUUCACAACAAGUCCACGUCUCCAAGCGGCAUCACCCUUACCUUCGACUCCAUCCCAGCCCUCACUCUCUCAACCCGGUACACCCUUAGCAGACUAAUGACCUGCGGCCUCUUGCAAAAGCUAACCACCCACCCCCUCUCCCGCUUCUUCUUCCCCGGCACUUUCGCCCCUGAAGUCGAAGCAGCCGAACUCUCCGCCGCAACAUUCAUAGCAGAGUGUCUCGAUUUCGCCCUGAGACCAAAUCCCGCACAAGUGCUCGUCGCGGUCACGAUGAUCAUGCCCUUGGAAGCGUGCGUAGGGACGUGGAGUCGACUUCAGAGGCGCGAGAGAGCCGCUGGUCGAUUAGAUUCGCUGGAGUUCAAGCAUGCGGUCGAAAUGCAAGAUUGGUGUAUCGAGCAUUUGCAGCGGUUGUGUUCGAGAUGGCGGGCAGGGCCAAUUCCGAGGAGAAACAUGGAGCAAUUGUACGAUGUUCUUGUUGGGGGCCCGCUUGUGCCGAGCACGUAUGAGUUUCAGGAGAACGGGGUGGCGCUGUCUGGGCGGAGGGAUGUGGAAUCAUAG
Messenger RNA from Zasmidium cellare ATCC 36951, 1395 nucleotides. RefSeq lists its product as uncharacterized. The coding region runs from base 1 to 1395 and encodes 464 amino acids. The transcript has 3 exons. The record is from RefSeq and is a predicted model, not a curated record. NCBI's taxonomy places the organism in Eukaryota, Fungi, Ascomycota, Dothideomycetes, Mycosphaerellales, Mycosphaerellaceae.